AUAUAAUCAUGGAAGAAUGACAUUAAUGAUAACGACGCUUUGUUAGUAAGACGAUGAGUGUAAAAUACAUGAACGACAUGGAAUUGUGAGAUCGGACAAUAGAUUUAACAUUGUAUCGCAGUUUUUGACAACUCAGCAUGUGCGAACGACCAUGGCAAACAACCCUGCUAUCAAUUUGGCAAGUCAGCGAAAUUUUCAUCAAUAUUUAACGACUGUGUGGCUGGUUGUUAUUGCCAAUUACUUUGAACCUAUGACCCCAACAAUAUUAGUUUUAUGUCGUAGGUAAUUUUUGUAUGAUUGUGAUUCUUUGUCGGAGAAGGCUCGUUAUCUCUUUAUCCAAGUAAAUUAAUUAAAAAGCGAUGCUGAUACCUACCUUAAGCUCGGUGUUAAGGGUAAAUGGAACAGAAGAAGAUUUGUAAGUUAGUUAGAACAGCGGUUCAUGGUAUAACUUCUCAUUAGUGUCGUUCAUUUAUUUUUUUGGUUUCUAAUAGGUUAAUUAAGACGAUGCAAUGAAUGUUAUAUUAAAACGCCUGUAGCUAAUGGAAUAGAGAUGUCUUCGAAUAUUGUAAACAAUGUUAAUAACCAAACACAAAGCUCGUCCUCGUCAACGAACAACAACAAGCACGCAAAUGGAAAGAGACCAUCUCUGCAUAAUACAAAUCCUUUAAUUGUGAACAGCAAACAAUAUGUUGAACCUCCCGACGGUGGCUGGGGCUGGGUGAUUGUAGUCGCUGUCUGGUUUGACAAUAUGCUGGUUAUCGGAAUGUUAAAGUCGUUAGGCGUUCUGUUUCCAGCAUUCCGUUCAUAUUUUCAAGAAAGCGCUGGAGCCAUCUCAUGGAUCAACUCAAUUUCUUUGUCUAUGAGAGCUACUGCUGCCCCGCUCUCUGCUGCGCUGAGCAAUAAAUAUGGAGAAAGGAAGGUCGUGGCCCUUGGUGGAGUUUUGGUUGUUAUUGGUCUCAUCAUGAGCGUUUACGCAACUUCACCAUACUAUUUGUACGGCUCCCUUGGCUGCGUAACAGGAAUUGGUUUUGCCUUUGCCUCUCUUCCAGCUUUAACCAUGAUUGGUCGCUAUUUUAAAGUUCGUCGUUCACUUGCAAACGGACUUUCCAGAAGUGGUGGCGCAGCGACCUUUUUCCUUGCGCCUUUGCUCCAACUACUUGUAACUAAUUACGGGUGGCAGGGAUGUCUUUUGAUAGUUGCUGGACUAGAAUUGCAUCUAAUAGCUUGUGCAUUGCUGUUCCGACCUUUACGACUUAAAGAAGAACUGCAAUUCGAACCCACCACAACUUUAAAGAACCACCGGGACAAUCAGAUGCAACCUCAUACCUUCAACGAUGAAUUUACCAAGAGUGAUGGUUUUAAAUCUGGGUUUGUUGCACACAGAGCAAUAAGUGAUCGACAAAAAUUGAAAAUGAUGCAGCAAGAAGUUGAGAAACGGGUGCAACAAUAUGGGGUAACAGAAUCUUUGAUCGUAGAUCACUUUCCUCAAAUAGAACCUGUAUACCAACCGAAGCAAAAAUCGACUCUCGACUUCAGUUUAUUGCUUAACCCCAAGUGGGCUGUAAUCACCUUAAACCUGGUACUCACUCAGUUUGGGUAUUCCAUCACACUUGUACAUACUGUUGCUAGAGCCAAGCUAUUAGGAAUAGGCGAAUACGAGUCUGCGAUGUUGUUAUCGUUUGUUGGUUUGUCUGAGGUGGUUGCCCAGUUAUCCUCUGGCGCCUUCGCUGACAGACAAUACAUAAAACGAAUACAUCUUCACAAGAUUUAUAUUGGGGUGAUGGCAAUUGCGACGGCGUGUAGCCUCUUGUGCAAUUCAUUCCUAACCAUGGCGAUCUACUGCGUUCUUUUCGGCUGUGGAUCCGGGAGUUGGCAAGGCAAUAUUCUUCCUCUUACCGUUGAUACUUUGGGAGUACGGACGUUACGCAGCGCUUAUGGAUUCUGUCUCUUCUUUAGUGGUGUCUGUGGUCAAUUGAUAGGACCUCCAAUUGCAGGAAUGAUGUUCGACGCCACGCAGUCAUAUACGUACAGCUUCAUACUUGCUACAAUUUGCUUUUUCAUCGCCUCAUUCGUGUUAUGGCUUGAAGUUCCAGCUUCUAAAUUCGUUCGAAGAAAGGAGGAAAAAGCCAGAAAAAACUCAGCAGUUGUUUCAACUGACGAAGAUUAUGACAUUUUAAUGCAAGAGAUCAGCGGGUUAGCAUAAGAGAAAGUGAUCGUUAAAAUGUUCACGGCGUUCAAUAAAAAUCAGUUGGACGAAGCCUGUGGCAACCGUUGAAAUAUUGUAUCUACGUUAAAAAAAAUGUUGAUCUCGAUUACUACAUUUGAUAACUAUACUACUUGUAUUUAUAAUUUUGUGAUCCACUUAUAUACCUACUUCUUUUUGACGAACCUUUAACAUAAAGUAUAAACAAAAAAACGUUAAUUGAUCCAAGUGUAAGUGCUGUAGACAAUUUGAUGAUCGAAUCAUACUGCCUGUUUUACUUGUAAAAUAAUUCACUUUAACUCAUCGGAUAUAA
Messenger RNA from Ciona intestinalis (vase tunicate), 2516 nucleotides. RefSeq names its product monocarboxylate transporter 13-like. Gene Ontology annotation, molecular function: monocarboxylic acid transmembrane transporter activity. NCBI's taxonomy places the organism in Eukaryota, Metazoa, Chordata, Ascidiacea, Phlebobranchia, Cionidae. Gene Ontology annotation, biological process: monocarboxylic acid transport; transmembrane transport. The record is from RefSeq and is a predicted model, not a curated record.